Messenger RNA from Entrophospora candida, 2502 nucleotides. The record is from the annotation of a GenBank genome assembly. Lineage: Eukaryota; Fungi; Glomeromycota; Glomeromycetes; Entrophosporales; Entrophosporaceae.
AUGGAUACAAGAUCUUUGGAGUACGAUAAAAGUAGUAACUACUCAAAUUGGAUACUUUUGCUGAUAUUUAUAAUUUCAUAUCUAUACAUUGCAAUUAAAGAUUAUUCAAAAUGGAGAGAAUCAGGAGGAAAGUCUUUUUUACAAGCUGUUUCUUCAACCACCAAUAACAACAAACAUUCUUUUCCAUUAAUUGAUAAUAAUUCUUCUAUACCUCCCCCACCCACCACAACUCCUUCUCCCUCUUUUUUAACUUUACCUUCUACUUCUUCCGACGCGCCCUCUUCGUCAGCCACAAUGACAAAAGCUUCAACCACCACCACCACUGCUAUUAAUGGAACAACAGCCACAACUAACUUAGCCACAACUAACGCCAUAUUAUUUGACAUAGAAAUGACAAAAACUUCAUUUUAUUCAAUUCUGACAUUAAUAGAACCAUUUAUUACAAAUAAUAAAGAAUUGUAUGAUGAAUGUUUAAAUGGAGUUUUAGAUAUUUGUAAAGACACGUUAAUCCAAAUAGAAACAAUCAUUAUUAAAAAGCCAAAUAGAAAACAACAGAUAGAAAAUUUACGAGAAUUUCAAGCGUUUAAAAAUUCUGAUGAAGACGACGACGAAAAUGAAGACGGAAACCACGAUUAUCAAGUUGAAUACAUCGAAUCAGAUUAUUUACAAGAUAUUGAACCAUCAGAAAUUAAAGGAAGCAAAAACCAUAUUAAAAAGAAAUUGUAUGUAAAUUAUAAAUUGGUUGCAGAGAAAAAAAUCGGAAAGUUGUUUAAAGAACAACAAUUGACUGAAUUGAAAAAAGAAAUUUUGUUUAUGCAAGAUUUAUCAAAGAAUUUCCAUAUUCUAGAUUUUUACGGAUAUUCUAAUAAUAAUAAUUCAAAAGAUUAUUUUGUCAUAUCUCAAUGGAUGCAAUAUAAUUUAAAAGAUUAUCUUGCCACAAAUCCAACAAUACCUUGGCCUACUAAAUUAUCAAUUUCUCGUGGAAUUGCUGAUGCUUUAACAUCUUGUCAUCAAAAAAGAAUUUUGCAUUAUAACAUCAAAAGUGAAAAUGUUUUAUUGGACGAGAAUUUACAACCAAAACUUUAUAAUUUUGGUACAAAAAAAGAAUUAUCUGUAAUGUUGAAAUCCGUAAAUAAUCUAAACAGUCUUUCGAUUGCUUGGUGUGCUCCUGAAGUACUGAGUAGUGAAAAUAUCAUUAAAAGCUAUAACUCUGCAAGUGAAGUAUAUAGCUUUGCGGUACUACUUUGGGAAAUUUCAUCACACAAAUUACCAUUUAAUCAGAUAACCUCAUCAAGAGACAUCACCACAAAAGUGUUGCUUGGUGAUAGACCUGAACCAAAAUGCGUUGAGGGAACUCCAAAGAAAUUUCAAUCAUUGAUUGAAAAAGGAUGGUCACAUCUUGCUAAUAAACGUCCAACAAUUCAAACAAUCUUCCAAUCUCUCAACACUUUUGAUCCAUCUACUUUCCAUAAUAUCAAUGGUGGUAAUGGUAACAAUGGUAAUAAAAGUGGAAUUAUUAAAUUAAUUGAAGGAAAAUCAAAACCAAAAAACAUUAAUAAGGAAAAUAAAACCAAAAUUGCUACUAGCAAUAGUAAUGGUAGUAAUAAUAGCAAUAAGAUUAAUGACAAGAAAAAGCUCAAUAGCGGUGCAGUAAAGAUCAUCACUAACACUAACACUGCACCAAAAAAUAGAACUAUCAGCAAUGGUAGUAGCAAUAUUCUAAGUAAAUCUCCACCAUCAUUAUCAAAGUCUCCACCAAAAUCUCCACCGAUCGCUUCAUCGUCUUCUUCGUCAUCAUCUAUUACAUCCUCGACCACAUCACGUGCCACAACGCCAGACAUUUUAUUUAGCAAUGAAGACGAAGAAGUAAAGAAUUCGAUUAAUCUUGACAAAGCAAUCAAAUACAAUAAUUCAAAACAAUUUUCAAAAGCAUGGGAAUUGUUUCAACAAGAAUUCAAAAAGAAACCAAACUCACCAGUGCUAAAAUAUUGGAUCGGCUUGUAUUAUUUAAAAGGUUAUCAUCAUCAUAACAACAACAAGAAAACAUUUACACCAGACCUCAAAAAAGCCGUUCAAUAUUUGAGUGAGUCGGCCAAGAAAAAUAAUCCAGAUGCACAAUAUUUGUAUGCGAUGACAAUAUUGAAUAAUGGAAUUGCAACUAAAGAACACGAAAAUAAUCGGUACAAGGUUGCGAUGAAGUAUUUGUAUAAAGCAAGUGACCAGAAACAUCCUUUGGCAAUGCAAAAAUUAGGAAGAUUCAUUCAAAGAGGACAAUUUGGCAAAGAUGUCGAUGUCAAAAUUGGUAAAGAGAUGAGAAGGUACAGCGAAAAUAGUAGAGGUGUUACUUUUGCUACUACAACUACUGCUAGUAAUAAUAGUAGCCUUAAUAUUCCCGGAAGUAAUAUUAGAAAAAAUAGAAAUUCAUUUGUGGCAACUACAAAUCCUAAUACCAGUUCUAAUAAUAUUAAUAAUUCAUAUAAACGACGUACUGUUCAUUAUUAA